CUUAAAUACGGCGACAAGCUGUCAGACAGGUGAGUCAAAGAGCCGAGUUGGAGAGGACUACCUGUCACAGAAAUGGCUCGUCUGCUGUGCCUUGUGGCCUUGGGGCUGUGUGUGUUUGUGCUCGGAGUAACAUCUGUAGAGAAGCCGGCGAGGAGCGCUGUCCUAAAAGCCAUCAAUGAUGCCAAGAAGUUGGUCGAUGAUGCGUACACCUAUUCCCGAGCAGAGACGAUGAGGCGCGUGAAGAGACACAUCACCAACCCGACGUUCCUGCUGCGCCUGGUGAAGCAGCCUGCCAGGGACACCCGCUCUGCCGUGCGCUCGGCGGACUACUACGAGCAAACCAUGCAACUGCUGUCCAAGAGACACCACGUUCACAGGAGAUCUCUCAACGCCACUGAUUUCCUGAGCGAGGAGGAUCUGGCUACUAUUGAGCGCCUGACUGGCUGCACUGCUCGCAUCCGCGAGCCCACCUGCUCAAGCAUACCCGAUGUGAACGAGUUCCGCACGGCUACCAGCAUCUGCAACAACAAAAUGAAACCUCGUCGUGGAGCCUCCAAUAUCCCCUUCGUGCGCUGGCUGCCUGCAGAGUAUCAGGAUGGCCUGGCGCUCCCCCAGGGCUGGGACCCCAACCUCCAGAGAAACGGAGCACUGCUGCCACUGGUGAGAACCGUGUCCAACCGCAUCCUGGCCUCGCGUAAUGAGGACGUGAUUAACGACGACCUGUACACGCAUCUGAUCACCAUCUUCGGCCAGUGGACCGACCACGAUCUGACCUUCACCCCCCACUCCCCCAGCAUCAUCUCCUUCAACGACAACGUCAUGUGCGACGAGAGAUGCGAACGCACCGAACCCUGCUUCCCCAUGACCAUCCCUCCCAACGACACGGGCCGCCGCCGCCACGCGGAGUGCAUUCCAUUCAUCCAGUCGGCUCCGGCAUGCGGCACGGGCAACACAGGACACAUCUUUGGUGCUGCCACUGUCAAGGAGCAGAUGAACGGAAUCACAGCCUUCCUAGAUGUGGGACAGGUGUAUGGCUCGGAUGAGAAGCUGGUGAGGAACCUUCGCGACCUGACCACGGACAAGGGCCUGCUGCGCGUGAACGAGCGCUUCUCGGACAACGGGCGCGAGCAUCUGCCCUUCUCAAACAUGACAAUGAUGUGUGCCAACCGCGAGGAGAUCACUGGCAUUGACGGCGCAGAGAACGUACCCUGCUUCCUGGCCGGCGAUGAGCGUGUGCUUGAGAACAUUGGCCUGGCUUCCAUGCACACCUUGAUGAUGCGUGAGCAUAACCGCCUGGCGCGCGCCCUCGGCGAAAUGAAUCCCCAAUGGACAGGAGAGACCAUCUACCAGGAAGCCCGCAAGAUCAUGGGCGGAUACGCACAGAGGAUCACGUUCCGAGACUACCUGCUUCACAUCGUGGGUCCGGACAUCCUAAACGGCGAGGAGCUCGGGCCGUACCCGGGUUACGACGAGGAGGUGGACCCCUCUAUCGCCAACGUGUUCGCCACGGCCGCGUACCGAUUCGCCCACACCAUGGUGCAGCCCUUCCUCUUCCGACUGGACGAGCGCUACGAGGAGCACCCCAAGUGGCCCAGCGUGCUGUUUCACCUCCAGUCCUUCACGCCCUGGAGGCUCGUAUUCGAGGGUGGCAUUGACCCCAUCAUCCGGGGCCUGAUUGGUCGGCAGGCCAAGCUGAACACCCAGGACACCAUAAUAACAGAUGAGCUGCGAGACCGCCUCUUCGAAUUCUUAGAAGAAAUAGCUCUGGAUCUGGCAGCCCUCAACAUGCAGAGAGGACGAGAUCACGGCAUGCCUGGCUACAACAGCUGGCGUAGGUUCUGUGGCCUGUCACAGCCGCGCACCCUGGAGGAGCUGGCGGUGGUGCUGAACAACACGGAGCUGGCGCGCAGCCUGCUGGAGCUGUACGGCACCGUGGACAACAUCGACAUCUGGCUGGGCGGCGUGGCCGAGCCCUUCGUGAACGGAGGCCGCGUCGGACCGCUCUUCGCCUGCCUCAUCUCCCGCCAGUUCCAGAACAUCCGCGUGGGCGACAGGCUGUGGUGGGAGAACGAGGGUGUGUUCACAGAUGCUCAGCGUGAGUCCCUGAAGUCGUCCUCUCUGGCCCGCAUCAUCUGUGACAACACCGGCAUCAGUGAUGUCCCCGAGAACCCCUUCGAGUACCGCCCACGAGGAGCCGGCUACACCAAAUGCCAAGACAUACCCGCCUUCGACCUCAGCCCCUGGAAAGACAACAGCGAAGGCCGAGUCUACAAUAGAGGCCCAGCUGGACCGCCAGGACCCCAGGGUCCCCCUGGCCCAGCUGGCAAUGUCCCUAAGGCGGCCUUCGCGGUGCGGCUGGGCUACAACUUCCCCCACCCUGGCAAGCCCAUCGCCUUCAAGAGUGUCAUCUACAAUGCCCAGGAGCUCUACAACAUCAAGACCGGUGUCUUCACCGCAGUCGUUGCGGGCGUGUAUCAGUUCGACUUCCACUGUACGCUGUACCAGAACGUGGGCAACGUGGACCUGCGCCACAACGACCAGCUGGUACUUCACUCCUUCACCACGCGGCACGAGGGCUACGUGACGGCCACCGGGGGCACCAUCCUGCAGCUGGCGGCGGGAGACCGCGUCUACCUCAGCGCCAACUACGGGGGCAACGGCCUCACCGCCGACAGCUUCUUCUCCGGACACAUCCUGUUCACCGCCUAAACGUUAUCACGCCACAUCCUCUUAACUUAAUUGUCCUGCUAUCCGUCUACCUACAUCCUCAUCCUCUUCACAGCCUAAACUACGCCGCAUCCUCUUCACCACUUAAACUAGCCCACACUACGUCCUCUUAAAUUAAUUAUCCCCUUCACUGCCUAAAUAAUGAAUAGUUCCUCAUCACCGAGGAAAUAAACUACAUCCCAUUCAAUGUCUAAAUUACUGUACAUUCUCUACUGUUUAAAUGACACCACUGGAGCUAUGGGGGGUGGAUUACACCACAUGGAUCCGAUUUGGACCACAGGUCUGACUUUGACAUCCUUGCUUAAAGUUUUGCUUUAGCACAGCCAAAUAACUGUCCGCCAGUUAAACCAUGCAGGGCAGGACUGUCAACCAUGCAGGGUAGGACUGUGACACACAGGGACGCUGACGGCUUUGGUACCCCCCCCCCACCCCCCGCUAGGCACCCCUGGUCACACACACUGCUCCCUCCAGCCUCUGGCCUCCCCAUUUGGUUCUUUAUAAUGUCACUGCUGGGUUCCCUUAGCUUCAAAACUUCUCGUACACACUUUCCUCUUAAACAUGUCCUCCUUUUCGUUUCAUUUGUCUAUUUCUCAUUGUGUUUAGUUAAAAAAAAAAACAAAUGAAGGAUUAUCUAUAAAUGUGUUUAUCAUUAUUAUUAUAAUGUUUUGUUCUACACUGACUGUUGCUUGAAAAAAAAACCUGAAGAUGAACACUGAAUGCUAGAUACUGCACGUAUCCGGGAAUGAAGGGAAUGUGGGGACUUCUCACUAGAGAGAGCUGUUGCCACUUAUUUGCAUUCUGUUUGCACUGCUUUACAAAUACACUGAGCGCACAAUUAGGAUAUGCACACGGGAUAAGCUCGAUUUCCACAAAUGUGAAAUAGCUGCAAACUCCCGCUGUUAACUUUUUUUUAACUAUGGUGCUUAAUUGGCACAUAUUCAGGGAUAUGACUCACACAAUACUGUUUUCAUACACUGAAGAUACUUGCUUGCUGUGAUUGAUCAAAAUUGUUCACUGUAUUGUUUACACAAACUGUGCCUUCUUUAAUAUUUAUGUUCUUUCUUGGUCUAUAAUAAAUCAUGAAAUGCA
This is a messenger RNA of Engraulis encrasicolus (European anchovy), 3816 nucleotides long. RefSeq names its product eosinophil peroxidase-like. Gene Ontology annotation, molecular function: heme binding; protein binding; peroxidase activity. The transcript is spliced from 17 exons. Lineage: Eukaryota; Metazoa; Chordata; Actinopteri; Clupeiformes; Engraulidae. Gene Ontology annotation, biological process: response to oxidative stress. The coding region runs from base 73 to 2709 and encodes 878 amino acids. The record is from RefSeq and is a predicted model, not a curated record.